Messenger RNA from Archocentrus centrarchus (flier cichlid), 1128 nucleotides. RefSeq names its product RAB33A, member RAS oncogene family (gene rab33a). Gene Ontology annotation, biological process: Rab protein signal transduction. Lineage: Eukaryota; Metazoa; Chordata; Actinopteri; Cichliformes; Cichlidae. The transcript is spliced from 5 exons. The record is from RefSeq and is a predicted model, not a curated record. The coding region runs from base 219 to 1055 and encodes 278 amino acids. Gene Ontology annotation, molecular function: GTP binding; GTPase activity.
GUGAGUCAAAAUGGAAGCACAGGAGCUCGAACACGCUGCAGCUCCUUCUUGUCCAGCAUUAUUUCAGACGGCCCCGGUCAGCUGCUGAAAGAGAGCAUCGUCGGGAUUGUUGCAUCUCAGGUCUCCUCCUUCUUUUCUCCUUUCCCCUCCCUUCUCACGUCUAUCAAUCCUCCUCUCGACGCACGCACCCUGAUUUCCGCAUCGCCUCCUCCGGUAUAAUGACCAACGAUAGCCCGGAGGAGGAGACCCGAGCUCCGGGCGGCGGAGGAGGUGGUUGUGGAAGAGGGAUGGCUCGAAAACACCGAGCGGACGACAAUGUCACUAUCCUGACAUCAUCCAUGGAUUUACACAGAGCCAGCCGGAGCCGAGCCAGCAGCAGCAACGAUGCCGCCCCGAGCAUCACAUCCUCCGUGGAUCUGAGCACCUCCUCCCUGGAGCUGAGCAUCCAGACGCGGAUCUUUAAGAUCAUCGUCAUCGGAGACUCCAACGUGGGGAAGACCUGCCUCACCUUCCGCUUCACGGGGGGCAGCUUCCCCGAUAAGACCGAGGCUACCAUCGGCGUGGAUUUCAGGGAGAAGGUGGUGGAGAUCGAAGGGGAGACUAUCAAGGUGCAGGUGUGGGACACAGCAGGCCAGGAGCGCUUCCGUAAAUCCAUGGUGGAACACUACUACCGUAACGUCCACGCUGUGGUCUUUGUGUAUGAUGUUACCAAGAUGGCUUCCUUCCGCAACCUACAGACUUGGAUAGAGGAGUGCAAUGGCCAUCGGGUGUCUGCAUCAGUACCUCGAGUCCUGGUGGGAAACAAGUGUGACCUUGUGGACCAAAUACAGGUGCCCUCCAACACAGCGCUGAAGUUUGCCGAUGCCCACAACAUGCUGCUGUUCGAGACGUCAGCAAAGGACCCGAGAGAAAGUCAGAACGUCGACUCGAUCUUCAUGUCCCUGGCCUGCCGACUGAAGGCUCAGAAGUCGCUGCUCUACAGAGACGUGGAGAGAGAGGACGGGAGAGUGCGCCUCACACAAGAGACUGAGACAAAGAGUAAUUGUCCUUGUUGAGGAAAAGGAGGAGUGGGAGGCAUAAUAGAAGGGAAGAGAGGAGAGUAACUCUACAUUUGAAGAAGGAAGAGGA